Messenger RNA from Rhopalosiphum maidis (corn leaf aphid), 2231 nucleotides. RefSeq names its product ankyrin-2-like. The record is from RefSeq and is a predicted model, not a curated record. Gene Ontology annotation, molecular function: protein binding. NCBI's taxonomy places the organism in Eukaryota, Metazoa, Arthropoda, Insecta, Hemiptera, Aphididae.
AUGUCGCAUUCCAGGCGGUAUGAUCAGGCGCUCGGCGAAGAAUUCGACGACUACGAAGACCGGAGACGAUGCUCUUCUUGCCGGACGACGUUGGGUCGCCGCGAGUCCCAAACUCCUCGCAGUCUGCCGACUAGACCCGACGAUUGCGUUCGUACAAAACUCGGUAAAGCGGACAUGCUUCUGAUCGUAUUGAUGAUCGGCCUCGCGGCCGGAAUCUUGUGGUCCGUCUACGAUCCGUGUUGGACGUGUCUACAUUUCGCCGUAGAUUACGAGUUGCCCGUCCGAAUACUACCGAUGGUAUUGCGAAAGAACGGCCGAGAACUGCUCGACUUCCGGACGUUCAAACAGGAAACCGCUCUGCACUUGGCCGCCAGGCGGGGCAACGAAGCGGCGGCGGUGGCGUUGCUCCAGGCCGGCGCCCGCAUGGACGUCCUCGACCACAAGUUCCGGACGCCGCUGUUGACCGCGCUGCACUGGCAAAAAGACGCGGUGGCCAGGCUGAUGGUUUUGGCGGGUGCUAACGUGAACCGCACACCCGGAUCGUCUCGAGCGCCAUUGCACACGGUCGUCGCCCGCAACAACGUGUCACUGAUGCGGCUCAUGCUCGAACACGGUUCCGUCGUCGUGGACCUGCACAACGACGACCUGAAUUGGACGGUCGUCCAUUCGGCCUGUGAGUCUGGAAACGUUUACAUGUUGGAGUGCUUGCUGGCGUACAUAGAGCCCGGCGUGCUGGACGUGCUGCACGCCGGUGGCCGGCCGAGACCGCCGCUCGUGGUGGCCGCCUCUUUGGGCCGCGGGCAGGUGGUGGACGUGCUACUGGCGCGCGGCGUGGACGUGAACGCGCGCCGCAGCGACGGCGAGACGGCGCUGCACGCCGCCGUACGGGGCAACUGGCCGGCGCUAGUGGACCGGCUGUUGGACGCGGGCGCGUGCGUGGACGCCCGGGACGCGGUGGCCGGCCGCCGCCCGAUCGACGUGGCCGUGUACACGUGGGGCCGCAACGUGACGGUCACCGCGCAGCUGGUGCACUCGAACCGCAUGGCCAAGGCGGUGGUCCGGCACGACGUGGACACCGUCGAGUUCCUGUUGGCGUGCGGCGUGUCGCCGAACAUGACCACCGAGGCGUACGGGUCGCCGCUUCACGUGGCCGUCCGGCACCGUCGGUACCGCAUGAUGGCGGCCAUACUGUCGUCGGACCGGUGUCGGACGUCCGUCCGGCACAACGGCGUCACGCCGCUCGAUUACGCCGUGGCCGUGGGAGACGCGCGCGCCGCCAAGAUGAUAUUGUGGCGGGACCAGCGGCGCCGGCGGUCCAGACACCCGUCGCUGACCGGCACCGCGGUUUCUCCGGAGAAACGGACGCUGCAGAAAAACGCAACGCGGCGCCGGCGGACGUCCGUCUGACCCGCCUCCGAACGAUUUCCCACGACAAACGAUGACCGCGUUUUUGUUUUUUUGUUAACGUCGACGAGAUAACCAUGUGGACGUUCUGUUUAUUGUUUUUAUUGUUUUUUCGUUUUUUUUUUCGCUUACUCACUUUAUUCGUUGUUUUUAUGUUUUCACCCUAUCUUAAUAUCCUUAAGAUAAACCAACGUUUUGGCGAUUUUUCGACCGUUUUAUUUUUUAUUGUUAUCACUAUUUUACCAACCCACUCCCCCAAAACUCGAACCGGAACUAUUUUAUAAGGAUGUAUCUAUAAACGUGCCUACCUUAUUACUUUACGACGUGUGUGUGUGUGUGCCUAUACAUACCUACCACCUGCUGUAAUGCAACUCCGGUUAUGUACCUAACCGUUCUAUAACAAAAAACCCGCGGUUAGUUCUAACAACAAAGCUUUCACUUUUAUUUUUUAUUAUUUAAUUUAAGAGACUAACCAUUAUAUCAUGUUUAGUGUUGACGAUAAAAAUUUGAUACGUAAAAUAUAUUAAGUUUACAUUCGAUGUUAAGAUAAUUAAUAACCGAUUUUUCACUAAACCCGUAAUGCAUUUUGUACGAUAAUAUAUAGUUACAAUAUAGUAUGUUAAAUUGUUAAGUGUAAUUAUAAUACAUUGACAUUAAAAACAAAACAAAAAAAAUGAUAUGAAAUACGUGACUUACCUGUUUGUGAUUUGUUUAUAGCAUAUAUAGAAUAGUAGCGUUUUAAGUAACUACGAGUGUAGACUUCUGUGCGGGCCUAACACGACGCAAUUAUAUUGUUUAUUUUUUUAUUUUGUCGUCGCGUUUUUACU